Labeo rohita (rohu) is the source of this 1415-nucleotide messenger RNA. It is a transcript of the gene csrp1a, whose product is annotated as cysteine and glycine-rich protein 1a. Bases 181 to 759 code for a protein of 192 amino acids. Gene Ontology annotation, biological process: sarcomere organization; muscle tissue development. Gene Ontology annotation, molecular function: actinin binding; structural constituent of muscle. The record is from RefSeq and is a predicted model, not a curated record. The transcript is spliced from 6 exons. Gene Ontology annotation, cellular component: Z disc; cytoplasm; nucleus. NCBI's taxonomy places the organism in Eukaryota, Metazoa, Chordata, Actinopteri, Cypriniformes, Cyprinidae.
CACCACAGUACAUAGUUUGACUCACUUCCCCAGACACUGCCCCACCCCAGAGCUCCUGAGCUAAAGUUUGACACAGACUCCUCCACCGUUACGCGUCAGGACAGAAGAGCCAUUCUCAUCCCCACAGUCUGCUGAUUUUCUGUCCAUAUCCACACACCUAGCAGAGAAGAUCAUUUCAGGAUGCCUCUUGGGGGUGGAAACAAAUGUGGCUGCUGUCAAAAAACAGUGUACUUUGCAGAGGAAGUGCAGUGUGAAGGGCGGAGCUUCCACAGAUCCUGCUUCCUGUGCAUGGUGUGCAGGAAAAAUCUAGACAGCACUACCGUGGCUGUCCAUGAGAAUGAGAUCUACUGCAAGGCCUGUUACGGCAAAAAAUAUGGGCCCAAGGGCUACGGAUACGGCGCUGGCGCAGGAACUCUGAGCAUGGACAAAGGAGAGUCACUGGGCAUUAAACCCGUGGAGGCUCCAGAUCACCAGCCAACCAAUAACCCCAACACAUCCAAAUUCGCUCAAAAGUUUGGUGGCUCUGAUGUUUGUCCACGGUGUAGCAAGGCCGUCUACGCAGCUGAAAAAGUCAUAGGGGCAGGAAAUGCGUGGCACAGGGGUUGUUUCCGAUGUGCAAAGUGUGGCAAGGGCCUAGAAUCUACAACUUUAGCCGACAAGGAUGGAGAAAUCUUCUGCAAAGGUUGCUAUGCCAAAAACUUUGGACCAAAGGGCUUUGGAUACGGUCAAGGUGCUGGAGCGCUGUCACACACUCAAUAGAUCAGCAUGACACACUUUUCCCCACGACCCCCAAUCGUAAGCAUCUGUAGAAGCACCUUAACACCUCCUGCUCGCGUGCGAGUGAGUGCAUGUCAGUGUCUUUAAAAAGGAAAACAGUGUCAGCCAAGAAGGAAACUAGAAUUUAAAUGCUUAAACGAGACACAUUCCACAUUUCAACACAUUCUACAAGACAUCAUGUCAUUGUUUUAAACCCAUAAACAUCUCGUCUUAACUCACUGCCAAAUGCUUGGAAGAACGUCAAGUAUGCAAACAAAACAUGGGAUUAAAACUUAAUCUGCUCACCUAAGAUGAUCACUUGAGUUUGCACAGAUUUAGUGGAACCUGAGCUAUGCUGUUACGUCAGUAUUCCUCUGCUUAGAUGUACUGCCUGUUCUUUAAAGAAUCUGCUUACCCUUUUACUAGUUUGCCACUUGCUUGUUUGAGCUUUAAUCACUGUAAAGAAUGUUGUCUUCAGCUCUGUUCGAAGCAUGAACAAAUAUCAAGUGCACUAAAUUUAUUUCACUAUCAAUGGAAAAAUAUCCAACAUAUGCAUUCUGCAUGUACUUUAAAAAAAUGUUAUAGAAGUAAAUGUACAAAUAUGCACAACUUUGGUGUCUUUUUUGUGUCCAUUAAACUGAAUAAUUGGUGAAUGUAAA